This is a messenger RNA of Symbiodinium sp. CCMP2592, 2472 nucleotides long. NCBI's taxonomy places the organism in Eukaryota, Dinophyceae, Suessiales, Symbiodiniaceae. The record is from the annotation of a GenBank genome assembly.
AUGCGGGGUGCCCGGGCUGCGGCGGCUCGCACGGCUCAAGCCAAGGCGGCCAAGGCUGCAGUCCGCGGCCUGGAAGCAGAUGUCGGUCUAAGCUGUUUCUUGACUCCCGGGCGGAAGCUGGUCGGCAAACUGCUGUCGAAUCGGAUCACAUCAGACUUCCAGCGACACGACGUGCUGCCAUCUGGAGAGGUGCUGCACUUGGGAUCCCUGGGUUGCCCACCGGAGCAAGUCAGAGCGGCAGAGCCAGAGGCGGACCGAAGGAUUCAGCGGCGCCGCAGCUCUGAGACGAAGCGGCGUACACAUGACAAGGCCUGGGCCGCCGUGCUCUACUCGGAGGCCACCGAGGCGCCCGCGUCACCGAGGCGGCGCUUGGCGCUGGCGCUGGGCGUUCCAGAGACGGCCUUGCGAUUGGGUCCGGGGCUGCACUUGCCUGGGGUGGCAGUGGAGGUGGCCCGCCUGCCACGAGGUCUUCCGGACUUGGACUUCACUCCGGAGCUUCGAGCUGGGGUCCUCGGGCAGAAAGGCGAAAUGCUCGCUUUGGGUCCUCCAGACCUGACGCAAAGUCUGGGCAUGACAGAUGUCUCGUGCCCGGCGCACCGCUACACCAUCGUGCUGCGGAACUUGAGCGAACAGAAGGUCGCCGAGGGCAGAUACGACGAGCGCCUGGAGGAGAUACGAGAGAAAGGCUUCGCCAACUUUUUCGAGCUGUCGUCGUUUGGCUUAGCGGAGGUCCGACGGUACGAGAUCGGUGCGGCCUUGUGGUGCGGACAUUGGGACCGAGCCUGUCAACUCCUCCUCACCUCAAACAGAGGUGCCUCGGCUCUCGCAGCUGCUUCUGCCGCCUUCGCCGCGAGGGACUACGCGCAAGGCCUGGAGAUGCUUCCCACGGAUAUGAGCUGCAAAGGGCUCCGGGCCCUGGCCAUGCACUUGCUCCUCAAAAGGGAUCCCUUGGAAGCGCUGCGGCGGGCAGUGCCCGCCGUGCUUUGGGGCAAACUCUUGGCGACGGUGGGUCGCGUUUGCUGGAAUCGUGCGGUGGCUGCGCGGCUGAGCGAGCUUGCCCAGCAGCCAAUGCUGGGAGAUUUGGUUUGGGACCAGAGCGCGGGCGAGCCGAGACCGCUGUCGCAUCAGGAUCUGCGCACAGGUCAGUGGCAGCUGAGCGACAUCGUCCUCCCACUUCCCAGGCCCGGAGAGCCACUGCUUCAGGGCGGCCAGAGGCUUGCCAUGGAGGCGGAGCUCCAGGAAUUGGUGCCUGACCAGGAUGCUCCCGCAGACUGCUUCCCCCUGGACGUCUCAAAGAUCCUACCGCGGGUGCGUCGAAUCGUCAGCAUCCCCUCGGACUUGGGCUGGGACGUGAUUGAGUCCUCCGGCGGCGGCGUGGUCGACUGUGACCUUGCGCGCCUCACUGCCAGGGGCAGGGACAGCGAAGAAGUGCCUUCUUCCCCGGCUGCGCGAAACCGGACCCCACCGGGCCUGGCGCUGCGCCUGCGCUGCACGCUUCCUCGAGCCGAGUCCGCGGAGGGCCUUCUCCGUGAGCUGACGGCGUCGAAUCCCUCAGUGUCCCAGCUGCCGUUAGCGCCUUCGACGAAGUUCGAGCCAUUUCCCGUGCAACGGACGACGUGUCAGACUCAUUCAGAAGCAGCCGAUGAGCUCUGGCUGUGGCAUUCGGUUCUUGCCCUUUGCACCUGGCAUGCAUUGCUGCAGUGGUGCAGCUGCGUUUCGCUAUGUGCCGCUCAUAUCUCCCGCCGCUCCCUUCAAUGGAGUACCGCGAAUGUCGAUGCCAAUCUGCAGAAACUUGUGGAGGACAUCCACCUGGCCAUUACGCCGAAAGCUGACGAGAGUGAGGCGGCUGAUGUACUGGGACCGCUUGCCGAUGGUUCGAUACUUGAUACCACGGUGGACGUCCGAUGGCUGCUUCGGAUUGAGGUUCUGGGAGGUGCAGCAGCUGUCGCCAGCGUGCGCACAAUCUGGAGCUUUGACGAAGUCGCGGCACCUGUGCUUGCUUCGUCGCCAUCACCUUUGGUAGCAUGGAUUGUUUCCAAUGGCUGUGGGGAGCACAAGAGGAGGUUGGGAGCAGCUUGUGACGUGGCGCUUUCCAAUGUCGGCCAGGUUUGUCCCUACGGCACGGCGUUCGCAAGGAUCCUCAACGAGGUCCGAGUGGAUUUGGUCGUGCGAUCUGAGGAUUUCGCUGGCAUUGGAGUGGCAAGCGCCCUCACGGACCGGGCACGCGUCCUCUGCACAGGAUUCUCAGCUUCGUGUUCUUCGCGCCGCGGCCCGGACAGUUUUGGCAGGUGCCUUCACUUGUUCUGGGACUCCACCCUUACCACUAAGUUCGUCGUUGGAUCUCGCCGACGCGCACGUCUUGGGUAUCGGCUGACAUGCAGCUGGGUCGAAAGUCCGUCAUCUCCGAGGCUUCCGACGCUGGGCGCUGAGGCAGUCCAGCCGGUCACACUCGCAUGCACCAGGCUCUGCUGA